Molecule: messenger RNA, 1322 nt
Organism: Chenopodium quinoa (quinoa)
Lineage: Eukaryota; Viridiplantae; Streptophyta; Magnoliopsida; Caryophyllales; Amaranthaceae
Product: MADS-box protein JOINTLESS-like
Exons: 9
Coding region: 151-831 (226 amino acids)
Biological process (GO): regulation of transcription by RNA polymerase II
Cellular component (GO): nucleus
Molecular function (GO): protein dimerization activity; DNA-binding transcription factor activity, RNA polymerase II-specific; RNA polymerase II cis-regulatory region sequence-specific DNA binding
Source: RefSeq, a predicted model, not a curated record
GGCUGCCUUUUCUUGUCUAGUACUCGUACUCCCUAAUUACAUUUUUUUUAUAUAUGAAGAUAUUGACAAGUUUCUCCACGAAACUGUAUACCUGCCCAGAAUAGUUAGCAUUGCUUCAUUGACUCAGGAAGAUCAUCAUUGUCGUCAUCGAUGGCGAGGGAGAAGAUAAAGAUAAAGAAGAUAGACAAUAUAACAGCAAGACAAGUUACCUUCUCUAAGAGAAGAAGAGGGAUCUUUAAAAAAGCUGAGGAACUUUCAGUUCUUUGCGAUGCCGAUAUUGCCCUCAUCAUCUUCUCUGCUACUGGCAAAUUGUUUGAUUUCUCCAACUCCAGAAUGAAGGAUAUCUUGGCACGAUACAGUGCACAUGCGAAUUAUGAGAAGAAGGAAGAAGAACCAUUCCUUGAAUUGCAGCUAGAGAACAGCAAUCUUGCUAAACUCAACAGUGAGGUUGCAGAUAAAAACCAGGAACUAAGAAAGUUGCGAGGAGAGGAUCUUCAAGGUGUGGAUUUGGAGGAAUUACUACAGCUUGAAAGGAUCCUUGAGGGUAGUUUAUCCCGGGUUCUUGAAACUAAGGGAAAACGUAUAAAGCAUGAGAUCGAGACUCUCCAAAAACAGGGUGAUUUAUUAAUGGAAGAAAAUCAAAAGCUGAAACAAAAAAUGAUUGAAUUAUCACAAGAAAGAAAGCCUGCUCUUCUUCUGGAUCAGUCUGAUACGUCGACCAUCCACGAAGAAGGUCAGUACUCGUCGGAGUCCAUCACGAAUGGCGGUCCUCCUCUCACCGAAGAUGAUAGCUCGGACACUUCUCUUAAACUAGGGCUAUGCCUAUUUUGAAGAGCUGCUGGAGAACCUAAGUGAAAGGUCAAAGUUUGCACUAAUAUUAUUAGACCCAAAUAAGCAGUGUUUGGCUUGGUGUAUUUUAUAGCCAGUUUCUGCAAUUUGCAUGCCUAUGUUAAUGUGUGGAGAUAGUAGAUUAAGUGUACUUAAUUGUACUGUGUAAUUAAGGUAAUAUUUUAUGACUAUUAGAAAUUCUGAAACCAGUUGAUUUCAUCCAUUUUGAACCUUAGUAUGAAUGAUCAUGCAUUAUUAUUCCAAAGAAUUUGGGCCUUAUUACGUUGGGUGUCUGAUCUUAUAGAAAAUACUGUACACUAAGUCAAUGUAUUAGGUUCUCUCCAAAAAUAAAAAUGUAUUAGGUCGGUUUUCUAGAUUUAUAAGAGGUGUAUAUUUGUGAUCCUUGAAGUUCUGGAUUUUUGUGUUAUUGUAAAUUUGUAACCUUUAUAAACAUAUAUAAGGACGUGUUCUUGUGGUUCAAUUUAUCAGUUCAA